Messenger RNA from Adelges cooleyi (spruce gall adelgid), 1818 nucleotides. It is a transcript of the gene fidipidine, whose product is annotated as coiled-coil domain-containing protein 93. Gene Ontology annotation, biological process: Golgi to plasma membrane transport. The record is from RefSeq and is a predicted model, not a curated record. Bases 105 to 1667 code for a protein of 520 amino acids. Lineage: Eukaryota; Metazoa; Arthropoda; Insecta; Hemiptera; Adelgidae. The transcript is spliced from 12 exons.
UCUUUGUUGAUGUUUUAUGAAAUGCGGUUUUUAUUUUUAUCGUUUCUCAUAUUUUGACUAAUGAUUAUUAUUAAACCUUUAAUUUGCUUAUACAAAUUAUAAAAAUGUCUUUGAAAGAAGUUUUUAAGCCCAAAAGUGUUAAAAUAUCGAAAACAUUCAUAGACGCUGAUGGAAGAGAAAAACAGAUUGAAACUAGAGAAGACGAAGAACAAUCAUUGAAGUUGCAAGAAAUAAUGGAUUUAUUAAUUGCUGCCGGGUAUUUUCGAGCAAGAAUUAAAGGGUUGGCUCCAUUUGAUAAAAUUGUUGGUGGUCUGACUUGGUGUAUCGAUAAUUGUACUGUAGACUUGGAUGUAGAUCUGCAUUUUGACGAAUCUUUAGUCAUUGGCCAAAAAAUCGCACUCACUGAAAAAAUUGUUUCUGUUUUACCCAAAAUGAAGUGUCCUUAUCAAAUAGAACCACAUCAGAUACAAGGACUAGACUGUAUACAUAUUUUUCCUGUUGUUCAAUGGUUGGUGAAGAGAUCAAUUGAAAAAAGAAAAGAAAGAGGCGAGUUUUUGAUGCACUACGCUGCAGAUCAGUUUGAUAAGUUGGUUAAUUAUCAGAAUGUUGACGAUAAUGAACCCAGCCACAAAAAACGAUGCUCUCAUCUUGAAAAAUGUUUAAUAGGCACAAGAAAAACAAAUAAGUCUUUUAAAAAAGAGGAACAAAGAAUAAUGGAGUAUGAAGAAGACUCCUCUGAAUCUGAGGAAACUGAAGGCUGGUUUAUUUUAAAACCUUUUGAUCCAAAAGAUUUUUCUGAAACUGCUAUAAUGACGGAUGAAGAAAAAAUAGAAAAAUUAAAGGAAGAACUACAAAAACUCUCAGAUGAGUUGAGACAAUCCGAAAGUGCAACAAAACAAGUCGAAGCUGAAAUAGAGCAAUUGUCUAUGGGUAAUUUUAAUAUGGAAGAAGACAAAAAACAAAAGUUUGAGGAUGUGAAAGUCUUAAUUACUGAAUACGAGCGUUUGAAAGAGUCUGAAGACACAUUCCAAAAACAAUGUAAUACUGAAAUAGAAUUGUAUCAGCAAGAAAUCAAGGAUCUUAAACAGCUUUUAGAAGAACCAGAAGAAGAUGACUCCGAAUUGAAAGAAGAGUUGGAUAAAAUAAAAAACAUGGUGGAAGUAGCUCGAACAAAAUUAGGCAAGAAAGCUAGAGCAGUAGGAUUGAUGAAACGUAAACUCGAUCAAAUACCAGAUAGAGCCGAAUUAACUCAGUAUCAGAGGCGGUUUGUUGAAUUGUCAAAUGAAGUGUCUGCAAGGCAUCGAGAAACAAAAAGACAUUAUGAUCUAUAUAAUACCCUAAGCGAUGUUCAAAUGUAUUUGAAUAAAGAACUAUCACUAUUGAGUUCAAUUUUGGAUGCCUAUCCUGAAGCAGUGAAGUCUCCAGAAGGAAAGGAACAGUUUUUAAGACAGUUAGAAAAUAUUGAUAUUGGCGUAAAACAAACCCUCGAUAAAGUGGAGAGUAAACGUAAUAAAGAACAGAGUGUUAAAAGUAACUUGAACAAUCAGCUGUCUUCUUGUGUAUCAGCACACCGUCAAUACUUGGCGUCAGUUAAACAACUUGAAAACGAAAUUCAAAAGAAUCUGCAGCUUCAAGAGCAAAUAGAUGCUUUAGAAAUAAAAGACUAACAGUACAACUCACAUUUUUGUUGAAAUAAAAAUUCUCAUUGUUAUAUUUUAUAAACACAAGUAUAAGUAUAUAAUUUGUAUAAUAUAUUAUACUAUAAUAUUUAAUAAUAUGUUAAACGUUAUAAAUGCUCAAAAAAUCUUAUAGAUAAAC